Penicillium soppii is the source of this 2016-nucleotide messenger RNA. RefSeq names its product putative DEAD box RNA helicase HelA (gene helA). The record is from RefSeq and is a predicted model, not a curated record. NCBI's taxonomy places the organism in Eukaryota, Fungi, Ascomycota, Eurotiomycetes, Eurotiales, Aspergillaceae. Bases 1 to 2016 code for a protein of 671 amino acids. The transcript is spliced from 3 exons. Gene Ontology annotation, molecular function: nucleic acid binding; ATP binding. Gene Ontology annotation, cellular component: mitochondrion.
AUGCUUGGUACAAUUCGCCGAUUCGGCAUCACUAAUGCGCUGCGCGCAUCAGCGCCUCGCUCAAUCUCAGCACGAUUUGCUUCUCAACUGCCGAAAUGGCAAGCUCCUUCAACUCUCUCAUCUCUUUCUGCAACCAGAUCGCUGCAUUCCUCCUUCCCCAGACUAUCUGCUGCUACUGCAGAGGCACCUGUUGAGGAUGCCGAGAUCUCCAAGCCUGAGAGAUUCACAGAGUUCGCUGACUUGUUAUCGAAUGGACUCAUUGACAAGUCUAUCAUCAAGAACAUUGUUCAAGCGGAUCGAAUGAACCUCAAAACCAUGACUGAGGUACAAUCGCUCACUCUCAGUGAGAUUGUCAAGGGCGAUGAUGUCCUCGCCCAGGCCAAAACAGGAACCGGAAAGACACUUGCCUUCCUUCUUCCUACUCUUCAAAAUAUUCUGAAUGACCCGACCGUUGAUGUGCGCCAAACCGGUCGCCGCCGUCCCAGAACUGCCGCUUCAGAAAUCCGCGCCCUUAUUAUCUCUCCUACCCGCGAGCUCGCGGAACAAAUCGCAGUCGAGGCUAGAAAGGUCGCCUUUGGCACCGGUCUUAUCGUGCAAACCGCUGUUGGUGGCACCCAGAAGCGCCUCGGCCUGACUAAGAUUCAAAAUGAGGGCUGCCACCUACUCAUCGGUACCCCUGGACGUCUCAAGGACAUCCUCUCAGACCCUUGGACUGGUGUUUCUGCUCCUAAGUUGAACACUCUGAUCCUCGAUGAGGCAGAUCGCCUUUUGGACCAAGGAUUCUCUGCAGACAUCGAUGAGAUCCAGACAAUGCUCCCUAAGCCCACUGAAGUGGACCGCCAGACGCUCAUGUUCUCAGCCACUGUCCCCAGAGAAGUCAUGCAGAUGGUUCGCCAGACCCUGAAGCCUGAUUUCAAGCAUGUCAAUACCGUGCGCGAAGAUGAGGUCCCCACACACGAACGGGUGCCCCAAAAGCUUGUAUACCUGAACGGCCUCGAGAACGGACUACCUGCCGUUCUGGAGCUCGCCAAGAACCACCAAGCACGCCGGGACAACGGCGAGGAGCUGCGUCCUUUCAAGGCUAUUGUCUAUUUCAACUCCACUGCCGAGACUAAGAUCUCCGCUGAUGUUUUCAACAACAUCCGUCGCAGUCGUGAAUUCCGCCAGUCCUCCCUCAGUAACAUGACCAUGCUUGAAAUCAACUCUCGUCUUACCCAGGCUGUCCGCACUCGCAGUGCAGACAAUUUCCGCAGAGCUCGCGAGGGUAUUCUAUUCUCUUCCGAUGUGACUGCCCGUGGUAUGGAUUUCCCUGAUGUCACCCACGUAAUCCAAGUGGGUGUCCCUCGUGACCGCGAGACCUACAUUCACCGUCUCGGCCGCACAGCGCGUGCCGGCAAGGAGGGUGAGGGCUGGCUCCUGAUUCACAAGGGUGAACAGGAUGCCCUUCGCAGGCGCCUCGGUCGUCUUCCCAUCGGAAUCGAUUCUACCUCCCUGUCCACUGCCAGCGCCGAUAUGUCGCAGGAACUCCCUAACAGCACCAUCGCUGGCGAGACCGUGAACCAGCUGAAGGCAGCCUUCGUCGAAAUUCCCCCUCUUGUCAAGAUCCAGUCAUACAUGGGCCAACUCGGCACCACUACCACCAACUUCAGAGACAAGGCAGAGGCUAUCCAGGCACUGAACAACAUGUCCUUCAACGGUUAUGGAUUGAGCACUCCCCCUGAGAUCAACCCCAGGGUGGCUCAGCUCAUGGGUCUCAGGGGUGACCGUGGUGGCUUCUCUCGUGGCGGUGACCGUGGUGGCUACUCUCGCCGUGGUGACCGUGGUGACCGCGGUGGCUUCUCUCGCGGAGGUGACCGCGGCGACCGCGGCGGCUUCUCUCGUGGAGGUGACCGUGGCGACCGCGGCGGCUACUCUCGUGGUGACCGUGCCCCCCGUCGUGCUCUCGAUGGCUUCUCCCCUUCGCGCGGCCGUCGUGACUUCGGCGAUGACGAAGGCGGCUCCUCCUUCCGUUUCUAA